UCACUGUCAGCUAACUAGUUUCAAGCUGAAUUUGAAACAACAAAGAUGUUCUUGAAUGGCUUUUUGUUAAUAAAAGUAACUGUAUUAAUCGCGACAUUUAUAGUAAUUGAUAGUUUUAAUUUUGACGAAAAGUACCCUUUAAUUGCCCGCGGAGAAUCAGAAUCCUAUUUUGGCUACAGUUUAGCUGUCCAGGAGAAUAGCGGAGAAAAAUGGCUAUUCGUGGGCGCACCAAGAGACAACCAUCUUAACAAUGCGGGUGCGCUGUACAAAUGCGGGAAAAGCGGGCAAAAUCUAAACUGUAACAGAGUAAACGUAAUAACAGUUGAAAGCACAGCUGAACAAUGGCUCGGUGCAUCUGUUACCAGCAGAAGUGGAACAACCAUGGUGUGUUCUCCACGUUUUGGAGAAAGAGUGAGAGGCAAGUGCUACUAUAGUCGAGGAAAUUUGCCGUUCGAAUCGUAUGCUCCUUGGAACGAAGAUAUUUGUCAAUUGGGUUUCUCAUCAGCAUUAUCCUCGGAUGGAAAUCGAUUUUACACUGGAGGGCCAAGCUGUACAAAAAAUGCUGGUCGAUUGGUAGCCUCUACUGGCCCCACUACUAUUCGCGAUGACGUAGAAAGUUUAAUGGGAGACGUUUCUUAUUACUCUUACGCUAUAUCAACAGGAAAAAUUUGGGGCCAAACCGAAGGACUCGUUGUUUCAACAGGAUUCCAUCAAAAUUCAAACUUUGCUGGAAAGGUAGAACUUUUAGAUUCUUACGACAAACUAACGAACGCAACAAAACGGAGCAGUUUAGAAGGUCGUCAACCGGGUGAACACUUUGGAGCCUCUCUGGCCGUGUUCGACAUCGACAACGACGGGCGGGAUGAUAUCGUCGUGGGCGCCCCUCAUCACACGAUUUACACCAAUUCCGAAAUCAAGUAUGACGUUGGCGCCGUUUACGUGUACUUUCAAACAUCGAAAGGACUCUAUGAAAAAGAAAAUUCUCUCAAUAUCACGGGACAGUUCUCCGGUGGCCAAUUCGGGUUCGCAGUUGCCAAUUUAGGGGAUAGUAACGGAGACGGAUACAAUGAUUUGGCUGUCGGAGCACCCUACGAAGAUGGUGGAUCGGGAGUUGUUUACAUUUACCACGGAUCCCAUACGAAGAAUCUUCGGAAACUACCCGGUCAAAUCCUGAAAGGGUCUUCCUACCAACCGUCUAUUCGUUCUUUCGGCUUUUCUUUUAUCAGUGGAGCAAGUGACAUUGACGGCAACGGAUACGGUGAUUUGACAGUUGGCGCCUAUGAGUCUGACAUUGUUGUACACAUACCUGCACGCCCAGUAGUGCGAAUGACAAACAAACUGACUUUCAGUCCGAAUUCUAUCACCCUAGAAAAGAAAGAAUGUACAGCUAAGAUUGGUGGCUCCAAUGUUCAAGUGACUUGCUCGAAACUGAAAUACUGUUUGAAUUACGACGGAAAAGGUGUUCCGGGAAGUAUUAACACCAACAUCACUAUUAUACUGGACGUCCAGCAACCAAAAGCCCAGCGUCUGCUCUUCCUUAAAACUAAUCAGAAUAUAAUGACGCAAAUUAUUGGGUUAAGUGUGAAAACUGAACUAUGCCAAGAAGAAUACGUCUACGUCAGGCCGGAUAUUCGCGACAAACUCACAUCAAUCGAAGCACAAAUUAUGCCUGCAAUAGUAGUAACCAAUGCGCCACUUUCGUCCAUCUUGGAUAUUUACGACGGCAACGGCCGCGUCACUAAAUCAUUACCGAUAUUCAAAGAUUGCGGCAGUGAUGACAUUUGCAUCCCUGAUUUACAAAUGACUGUCACUACGAGCGCAGGGACUUACAUUCAAGGAUCAGGUGAGCGUUGGACGGUCGACGUGACGAUUUACAACGCUGAAGAGGACGCAUUCGGGGCAGAAUUUUACCUUGAUUUUCCGCCCGAAUUGAGUUACAUCAACACAGAUAAAGAUUUUACCGAUUCAUCCGUUUUGUGCUUUCCCCCCGACCAGAAAAACGGUCCCUUUUUGCGAUGUGAUAUCGGGAAUCCGCUACCUAGUAAAAAAACGGUCCGUCUUCGCGUGAUUGUCGAGCCCAAGCCAGGAGACGACAAUUCUAUCUCCUUCUUGGCCCAGACCAAUAGCACAAUUAGCGAACUAGAAUCGACGAUGGCGGAUAAUAAAAAAUUUUUGAGUCUAACGUUCAAAGCAGAGGCCAAGUUGGCACUUGAAAGUUGGACUCGACCAGAAGAAUUGACUGUCAAUACUACAGCUCUACAGCUGGGCGAAAUCAAAGCAUUGCCGGAAUACACGCAAUUUUGUGAAGUGCGUAACGAAGGUCCGUCUGACAUAAUCGGGGCCAAAUUCCGCAUCGUCUUUCCCACGCAUACGCCCGAAGGCUACGCUAUAAAUGAGUUAAAAGCUCAACCAACAAUUCAAACGGGUGCUGCUACUUGCGAUAUAGUUCCACUCACAGAAAAAUCCAAUAAAAAACCCGUUGACAUUAACUGUGUGGUAAACCGAAUGACUGGUGGUCAACGGGUUGUCAUCAAGCUUGUCGCUCAACUCGUUUCCGAAGCCUUCUUGGAACAACUGAAUACCGACAAAUUCACCCUGACUUCGGUAAUUACAGCCAACAUUACUGGUUUGCCUUUUGAUCAAGAUGUUUCAAAGAUUCCGAUGGCUUCGGCAGAAGUAGUAGUCGUCGUGAAAAAGAUUGCGAAACAACAGAAUCUUUUGAAAGCCACGCCGUGGUGGAUACCAGUUGUUAGUGCAAUUGUAGCGACCGCAAUUAUUGCCGGGGUUGCAGGGCUUCUUCAUCACUAUGGAUUUUUCAAAAGAAAUCGGCCAUUAGAAAUGACGGCGACAUUGGAAACUAUGCCCGAAAGUCAACCGUUACAGCCAAUGAAUCAGAAUUCAAAUCGACCCACUUCCGAAGUUGAUCGUACAGUCUAUGAAGAUUCCUCGUAGAAAUACACCACUAUUAUUGUCUUCUAUCCUGAAAUGAUAGAAUUUAACAUAUUAAUCAAUCUUUAAAAACUUCAUUGCUACUACAAUUCAAAUAAUUUAAACACAUAUUGUUAGUCAUAUAAUAGGGCACAUACAUGUUCCCUUUCCAUGGUUUGCAAUAAUACAGAUAAGACUUUAGAUAUA
Daphnia pulex (common water flea) is the source of this 3135-nucleotide messenger RNA. RefSeq names its product integrin alpha-PS2-like. The transcript has 12 exons. Gene Ontology annotation, biological process: integrin-mediated signaling pathway; cell-matrix adhesion; cell-cell adhesion. NCBI's taxonomy places the organism in Eukaryota, Metazoa, Arthropoda, Branchiopoda, Diplostraca, Daphniidae. The record is from RefSeq and is a predicted model, not a curated record. Gene Ontology annotation, molecular function: integrin binding. Bases 46 to 2952 code for a protein of 968 amino acids. Gene Ontology annotation, cellular component: integrin complex; external side of plasma membrane.